Messenger RNA from Columba livia (rock pigeon), 4809 nucleotides. Its product is annotated as SET-binding protein. Gene Ontology annotation, cellular component: nucleoplasm. Gene Ontology annotation, biological process: regulation of DNA-templated transcription. Gene Ontology annotation, molecular function: DNA binding; histone H3K4 methyltransferase activity. The record is from RefSeq and is a predicted model, not a curated record. NCBI's taxonomy places the organism in Eukaryota, Metazoa, Chordata, Aves, Columbiformes, Columbidae.
AUGGAGCCCAGGGAGACUUUGGGCAGCUCCCAGCAAAGGUGGGGGGAGGCAGACUUUCUGCCAGCCACCAUCACCUCCACGAAGCCUAUGCCUGUUUCCGGCUGUGCAGGGGAAACAAUGCUGCCUUCAAUGGACUUGGGAAAAGGGGUCCCAAUGAGCAGUGAGAGGCUGGAGCCAGAGGAAGAGGAUGAGUUGGGUUCUGAGAGAGACAUGGAUUCCACUUCCAAUGCAGACAGUGAGAAAUGGGUGGUGGGAGAGGAGGAGCAGGAGUUUUCCAUCAAGGAGGCUAACUUUAUGGAGGGGAGUUUAAAACAGAAGAUCCAGACCACCAAGAGAGCUAAGAAGCCCCCAAAGAACUUGGAGAACUAUAUUUGCCCUCCUGAGAUCAAAAUCACCAUCAAGCAGCCUGGGGAGCAGAAGCUUUCCAGAGCUGGGGAAAACAGCAAAGCAGCUAACAAGGAGGACAAAUCACACUCCAAAAAGAAGGGAAAAGUCAUUAGAAAUGCAAAACUGCUCAUGAGUUGUGAUUACAGAAAAGGGAAAAAUGCUCAAGGGAAAGACUCAGAUCAGACUCAGAUGAAGAAUUUGGGAAGAGAGUAUGGGUUCACUGUGCGGAGUCCAGUGACAAAAUCUGUGAACAUAGUUUAUGACAGAUCACAAAAACAUUCUCCUCUGCACUAUGAUCUGGGCCUCCAAAAAGACUUCACCAGUGACACCUUAAAAUCAAAGCACCAGCAGAAAAGUAUCAACCAGCACCAUCUUGACUGGUCAGAGAACUCCAAUACUAGAUUUGUUUCUCAAAAUUGCUUCAUCAACACAGAACCCAGUCGAGAAGCAGUUAGUGCCACCAAGGUCUCCACUUUGGACCCAGGUGUUUCCUUCAGCAAAUCCCAAGCAAAGAAAUCCUGCACCAGCAUCAUGUGGGGGCAGCUGUCAGACAGUAAGAUUGCCAUUUGCAGUGCAGCCCCAUCAUCCAACAACAUCAGUGCAGCCACCCAGCCCAGCAGCACCUCUGAACACAAUAGGCUUCUGCCUCUCAGUGAUCAAGAGGAAGGUGUGAAGCUGGAGGCCCCUGAUCAUCCUACUGGGAGUACAAAGAAGUCCAGCAAAAAAGACUUGAUAAGUCAAGCCAUCCAAACUGCAGACAUUGAAUGGGAGAAAAGUGCUCAAAAAGCAUUUGACAGCAAACCCCAUGACAGCAUGGAAGGGAAAAAGGAUUCUUACUCUAUGGACAGUGUGUUGGAUACAUCACCCUCGAAGCAGAAUCCCACUUCUGCUAGCAGUUGUGAAAGAGACAGCAGUCACAUACAAAUUACUAUCCCAGUAAAGUCUCCAAUAACAGAUACAUCUGGCCACAAAAGGAAACAAAGGCAAUCCACAAAAUCUUUCAUAGAGAAAACUAUCCAGGAGAAAAGCCUGUAUUUUGGACUUGCUAUGAGCAGUGAAGUAGCAAACAGGACUAGCUCUCAACCAGAGGUGAGUAAAAAAGAUCUUCGAGCCACAAAGCCAGGGAAAGUGACUGAAAAUUAGUCCCUCUUAGCAGCUAUUGACAGUGGUGUGCUCACUAACAAAGCUUCCCCCAACAGUGCCACCAGACUCAGAAAAUCUGUAGCUGUGACAUCCACUCUCCUACCCACCAGUCUUCCCACAGCUGGCAAAUUAUCUGAGGUCCAGCACUCCAAACAUGCAGCUAAGUGGCGAUGGACCUGCAGCAAACCUAAAUCCAUCCCUUGGGAGACCUCCAUGACAACAUCUGAGAAGCUGAUGGUGGAGCCUCCUUCAGCCUAUCCCAUCAUACCAUCCAGCCCUCUGUAUACCAAUACAGACAGUCUUACUGUGAUCACACCUGUCAAGAAAAAAAGAGGACGACCAAAGAAACAACCUUUGCUCUCUAUUGAAACGAUUCAUGAAGGAACCUCCACCAGCCCAGUGAGUCCAAUCAAUUGUGAAUUUCCAGGAAUGAAGAAAAGGAAGAGGAGAUGGAAUCUGGCCAAGUUGGCCCAGAUGGUCUCGGGAGAGGACAAGUCUAUCAGUGAACUCAGGUUUCACAGAAAGGUCGGGAAGCUUGGGGUCUUGGAUAAGAAGACCAUCAAGACCAUUAAUAAAAUGAAGACCCUCAAGAGGAAGAAUAUUCUCAAUCAGAUCUUGUCUUCCUGCUCCAGCAGCAUAGCUCUGAAAGCAAAAGCCCAUUCACUGUGUAGCACUGGGCCAACCACCAUUGAUGCCAGACUAGGGAAGCAGAUCAAUGUCAGCAAGAGGGGGACUAUCUACAUUGGUAAAAAAUGGGGCAGAAAGCCAAGAGCAGAGCUGCAGCCUCAGCCAGAACCUAAGACAGCCAUCAAGCAUUCAAGGCUCAUUUCCAGCCAGCCAGAAAACCCAGCAGUGCCUUCCAACCUGCAGUCACUCGUGGCAUUGUCACCAGCAGCUAUUAAUCCACUUUCAACACAGUUAGUGAGGACUAAUGGCCACCUUAGCCCUGCAAGCACUGAGACAAAUUUUUCAGAGUUAAAAACUAUGCCAAAUCUUCAACCUAUCAGCGUUUUUCCUACAAAAACCCAGAAAGGAAUGCACAGUGGAACUUGGAAGCUGUCUCCAACCAGGUUAAUGGCUAAUUCACCUUCCCGCCUCUGUGAAAUAGGUUCUCUGAAAAAAGUCACACUGUCACCAGUGAGUGAGUCUCACAGUGAGGAAACCAUACCGAGUGACAGUGGGAUAGGUACAGACAACAACAGCACUUCUGACCAAGCUGAGAAAAGCUCAGAAUCCCAACAGAGAUACUCCUUUGAUUUCUGCAUCCUCGACAAUCCAGAGGCUAUCCCAUCUAACACCAGCACAAAGAAUAGGCAUGGUCACUGGCAGAAACAUCUCAUUGUGGAUAACUUUCUCUCUCAUGAGACUAUUAAAAAGCCAAAGCACAAGAGGAAAAGGAAAAGCCUGCAGAACAGAGAUGACCUCCAGUUUCUGGCAGACCUCAAGGAACUCAUCAAUAAGUUUCAAGUGUUCAGGAUUUCCCAUAGAAGUUACACAUUUUAUCAUGAAAAUCCAUAUCCCAGCAUCUUCAGGAUUAAUUUCAAUCACUACUACCCUGUGUCAUAUAUCCAGUAUGACCCAUUGCUCUAUCUUCGCAGGACCUCUGACAUAAAGUCUAAGAAGCAGCGUGGUAGACCUGCCAAAACCAAUGACACCAUGACAAAGGUGCCUUUUUUACAAGGGUUCGGUUACUCUAUUCCCAGUGGGAGUUACUAUGCACCCUAUGGAAUGCCUUACAUGUCAAUGCCUAUUAUGAAUCUUGGUUAUUAUGGUCAGUAUCCAGCUCCUUUGUACCUGUCUCACACACUCAGAGCGGCUUCCCCAUUUAUGAGACCUACCGUGCCCCCACCCCAAUUCCAUGCAAGCUCUCAUAUGAAGAUGUCCACCACUGCCAAGCAUAAAGUGAAACAUGGAGUGCACCUACAAACACCUGUGGGAAUGGGCCUUGGAGACAUGCAGUCCUCUUUGACUCCUCCAAAGGUUGGAGGAACAAGCCUUUCAAGUGGCCGACUUUACAAAAGGAAACACAAACAGAAGCACAAGCAUAAGGAUGAGCAGAUAUUAGGGACACGUGAAGAUCUGAGUGGUCUCUUUGCUAGCAAGUCCACCAGAUUUUCCAGCCAUGCAAUCAAUGAAAGUCUAAGCAGCUCAGAUAAGGACCUCUCCUUGCUCAACGAGAAAAACAAGCAUAAGGAGAAGCAGAAUCAUCAGCAUUGUGAAAACAGACACAAAGGCUCAAAGAGUAACUUUGAAGUGGAUACACUGUCUAUGUUAUCACUUUCUGAUGCCCAGCAGUGGACACAAAGUAAAGAUAAAAGUGACUCAAGCAAUGAUCCCAUUGACUCUUGCACAAAGCAAUACUCUGGUAAUACUGAGAGUAAAGGAAAUUCAGAGUCCCUGGACAUGUUUGGUGAAAUGAAUUCCUUGAGUGAGAAGUGGGACAAUGAUGCAAGUGGGAAUAAAAGAAGCUUUGAAGGGUUUGGAACUUACAGGGAAAAGGACAUUCAGCCCUUCAGGACAAAUAGGAAUGACAGAAGUAGCUAUGAUUCUUCAGACUCUUCAGGUAUCUUGGGUCUCCACUUAAAGGCAGACCAGACUUCACUUCAUAGUAACUUGGAGAGUUCUGCCUGUAACGUGAUGAUUAAAAGGAAACUGGCAGCUGUUGACAGUGUUGCAAUGCCGACUCCAGUAUUAUCUCUCCUACCUUCAUCGUCAGCAACAUCUGAAGCAGCCAGCACACCACUAAAAAAAAGGUUCAAGCAUGCAAUCCAGUGCGAAGUGCUCAAGAUGUGUAACUACACCAGGAUCCUUUCCACGAAGAAGAACCUGGAUCAUGUGAACAAGAUCCUGAAAGCCAAGUGGCUGCAGAGACAAGCAAAGAAAGGCAAUAACUUUGUCAAGAAGUGGAGGGGAUGUCCUUGGAAGCAACCCCUGUCCUUCUACAAAGACUUCAGAGAUCAAAUGCCUGUUCUGGAAAAACACAUUGAUCUUCCUAGCAAAAGAGGUCAGAGACUGAUGCUCAACCCUUUGAUACUGGAGCAAGCAGCCACUCAAGAUACAAUCAUGGCCACCAUCGAGGCUGUCAUACACAGGCCUCCUCUCCCUCCUCCCCUGUCUCCACCCCCUCUCCCUCUGCCUCCGACACCCCGGGAUGGGAAAAGGAAAAAUAAGGAGGAGGUGGAAGAUGUGAAAGUGAAGUGUCACUGGAAAGGCAGAGGGAGCAAGUGCAAAGGCCUUCCCAAAGGCUGGCAGACCCCAUUGGAUGUUUGGUGCUGGUAG